AUGGAGUCCAAGUUGCAUGAUGAUUUUAAUACUUCGAGGCCAUGGAUUAUUAGUUCAUCUGGAAAUGAUGUCUAUGAGGUGCAUUCACAUUCAUCUGUUUCAGUUGACAUUAGUAGACGAAUAUGUUCUUGUGGCGAGUGGCAGGUGAAAAGGUUUCCAUUUGCGCAUGCAGUUGGUGCUAUACAAAAGAGUGGACAUUAUUUGAGUUUAUUUGUUGAUCAAUACUUCUAUGUUCAAAGUUAUCGAGAGUCCUAUUCUUUUCCCAUAUAUCCUGUUCCUUCAAUUUGGAAACCAGAUUGUAAUGUUGAUGGUGAUAGUGAAGUUGUUCUUCCUCCUUUGUCUAAGAAGCAAUUAGGAACGCCAAAUAAGAAGAGGAUUCAUUCGAAUGGUGAGAAAGUAAGGCAAAUUACUUAUAGUAGAUGUGGGAAGGUUGGCAAUCACAAUAAGAAAUCGUGUAAGGAGGCUUUGUGA
Molecule: messenger RNA, 471 nt
Organism: Camellia sinensis
Lineage: Eukaryota; Viridiplantae; Streptophyta; Magnoliopsida; Ericales; Theaceae
Molecular function (GO): zinc ion binding
Source: RefSeq, a predicted model, not a curated record